This is a messenger RNA of Cebus imitator (Panamanian white-faced capuchin), 1103 nucleotides long. Its product is annotated as olfactory receptor 5A2. Lineage: Eukaryota; Metazoa; Chordata; Mammalia; Primates; Cebidae. Gene Ontology annotation, molecular function: olfactory receptor activity; G protein-coupled receptor activity; odorant binding. Gene Ontology annotation, cellular component: membrane. The transcript has a single exon. Gene Ontology annotation, biological process: G protein-coupled receptor signaling pathway; sensory perception of smell. The record is from RefSeq and is a predicted model, not a curated record. The coding region runs from base 16 to 990 and encodes 324 amino acids.
GCAGGAAGCAGGCCUAUGGCUGUAGGAAGGAACAACACAAUUUUGACAAAAUUCAUCCUCCUGGGACUUUCAGACCAUCCUCAAAUGAAGAUUUUCCUUUUCGUGUUAUUUCUGGGGCUCUACCUCCUGACGUUGGCCUGGAACCUAAGCCUCAUCACCCUCAUCAGGAUGGACUCUCACCUGCACACACCCAUGUACUUCUUCCUCAGUAACCUGUCCUUCCUGGACAUCUGCUAUGUGUCCUCCACUGCCCUUAAGAUGCUCUCUGACAUCAUCACAGAGCAGAAAACCAUUUCCUUUGUUGGCUGUGCCACUCAGUACUUUGUGUUCUGUGGGAUGGGGCUGACUGAGUGCUUUCUCCUGGCAGCUAUGGCUUAUGACCGGUAUGCUGCAAUCUGCAACCCCUUGCUUUACACAGUCCUCAUAACCCAUACACUUUGUUUAAAGAUGGUGGUGGGUGCCUAUGUGGGUGGAUUCCUUAGUUCUUUCAUCGAAACAUACUCUGUCUAUCGGCAUGAUUUCUGUGGGCCCAAUAUGAUCAACCACUUUUUCUGUGACCUCCCUCCAGUCCUUGCUCUGUCCUGCUCUGAUACUUUCACCAGUCAGGUGGUGACCUUCGUAGUGGGUGUUGUCGUUGGAAUAGUGUCUGUGCUAGUGGUCCUCAUCUCCUACGGUUACAUUGUUGCUGCUGUUAUGAAGAUCAGCUCAGCUACAGGUAGGACCAAGGCCUUCAGCACUUGUGCCUCUCACCUGACAGCUGUGAUCCUCUUCUAUGGUUCUGGAUUCUUCAUGUACAUGCGACCCAGUUCUAGCUACUCCCUAAACAGGGACAAGGUGGUGUCCAUAUUCUAUGCCUUGGUGAUCCCUGUGGUGAAUCCCAUCAUCUACAGUUUUAGGAAUAAUGAGAUUAAAAAUGCCAUGAGGAAAGCCAUGGAAAAGAACCCCAUGAUUUCUCACAGUCGACCAUUCAUUUUUAUGACCUUGGGCUAAUGUUUACAGUGAAGCUGUGAGAUGGGUCAAUUGUGCAGACAUUUACGUAAUUUUGAACUAGCUGAUCUAUAGAAGGAGUUAUUGUGAAUUGGGGUUUUUCCCCACUUCCUAAG